Xenopus laevis (African clawed frog) is the source of this 6973-nucleotide messenger RNA. RefSeq names its product RNA-binding protein Musashi homolog 2 (gene msi2.L). The transcript is spliced from 15 exons. Gene Ontology annotation, cellular component: cytoplasm. Gene Ontology annotation, molecular function: mRNA binding; nucleic acid binding; RNA binding. Bases 1075 to 2295 code for a protein of 406 amino acids. The record is from RefSeq and is a predicted model, not a curated record. Lineage: Eukaryota; Metazoa; Chordata; Amphibia; Anura; Pipidae. Gene Ontology annotation, biological process: regulation of translation; central nervous system development.
UAGGUGUUGUUGGACAGCAGUGCACAUAACCCUCAUUUAGGUGUUGUUGGACAGCAGUGCACAUAACCCUCAUUUAGGUGUUGUUGGACAGCAGUGCACAUAACCCCCACCCCAAUCUCACACAGCUGUUACCGAACUGCACUUUUCCAAUCCUGCUGAAGGCAUCUGUAAGCCGAGUGACACCAAUAGCUGAAAGGUCGUAGCACAGACAGUAGUGGGAGGUACGUGUACCCUGUGAUUAUCGCCUGGGCCAGCAGGAAUGCGCCUGGUUCAUCACACAGCGCUGAGGCGACAAAUUCUCCCUGUGGUACCCACACUCGCUUUAGGGUUAUCCCAAGACGGAGUCGUUAAAGCAGCAGUUCACAAUACACCCACAAGCACUGCAUAUUUAGUGCACUUUAAAUUCAAGCACGACACGCGCAGCCCCUCAGGUCUCAGAAGAUCUAACUAAACCACAUUUUUGUAGCUAUCGAAAAAGCAGGGAGGCAGGUGUCAGGCAAAGUAGGGGGAGGAGCAAUAGACUAGGAUGAGAUACCCUUCAACUGCGUUUCCAGAGAAGCCGAGGAAGAAGCUGAAGUUCGCUGACAGCUGGGGAGCAGCAGGUUAAUGUUCCAAGCAGGGCUGGAAGGCUUCAGGGUUGUAUUGUGACGUCAGGGAGGCUGGGAUCCGCCACGUUCUAGAAUCCGUCCCUCCGUGGUGGCUCUGGGAGGAGGAGGAGGAGGAGGUGGCGCUGCCAGGGGGCGGGAGGAGGAGGCUGAGCCCAUGCUAAGCUGAUCCGAUCCCACGUGUGACGAGCUUUUUCCCGGCUCAAUAAUAUUCUGUUAGCGGCUGUUGGUUUAGCUGCUGCCUGAUAGAGUCCUGCAUCCAGUGCCAGCGCUCUGUGUGUAUAUGUUGUGUAUGUGCUGCUACUGCCACUGCUACUGGGGCUUCGCUAGUCUUCCCUAGUCACACAGUUUCUUGCCUGUGCCUUGGAUCUAUUCCUUUUUUCUUCUUUUUUUAAAAUAUUCUUUUAUUUUGUAGCUAGCUUUUAUUACUAUCAUUGCUCUCUAUUUGUCUAAGUGUGUUGAGAAGGCUAUGGAGGCAGAUGGGAGCCAGGCCACCUCUGGGAGUCCGAACGAUUCUCAGCACGACCCCGGUAAAAUGUUCAUCGGCGGCCUGAGCUGGCAGACCUCCCCAGAUAGCCUCCGAGACUAUUUUAACAAAUUUGGAGAGAUCAGAGAAUGCAUGGUGAUGAGGGACCCCACCACAAAGCGAUCCAGAGGCUUCGGUUUCGUUACGUUUGCAGAUCCUGCAAGUGUAGAUAAAGUAUUAGCUCAACCCCAUCACGAAUUAGAUUCCAAGACGAUUGACCCUAAAGUUGCAUUUCCCAGAAGAGCACAGCCCAAGAUGGUCACACGAACAAAGAAAAUAUUUGUAGGUGGAUUAUCAGCGAACACGGUAGUAGAAGAUGUAAAACAAUAUUUUGAACAUUUUGGAAAGGUAGAAGAUGCCAUGUUGAUGUUUGACAAAACAACAAACAGACACAGAGGUUUUGGCUUUGUAACUUUUGAAGAUGAAGAUGUUGUGGAGAAAGUAUGUGAAAUUCAUUUCCAUGAAAUAAACAACAAAAUGGUUGAAUGUAAGAAAGCACAACCUAAGGAAGUCAUGUUUCCUCCCGGUACGAGAGGACGAGCAAGGGGCCUUCCCUACACCAUGGAUGCAUUCAUGCUAGGGAUGGGAAUGCUGGGUUACCCAAAUUUUGUUGCAACGUAUGGCCGAGGAUAUCCCGGAUUUGCCCCAAGCUACAGCUACCAGUUUCCAGGUUUUCCUGCAGCAGCAGCCUAUGGACCAGUAGCAGCAGCAGCUGUGGCAGCAGCUAGAGGAUCAGGAAUCCCAGAUUAUGGUUUCUAUACCACGCCCGGUGACCAACGGGCUACGUUAUCGUUUGCGGAUUAUGGUUCCAUGGGGCCUCGAACCGCUCAGAUGCUUCGUAGUGAGCAUGCUGCUUCAGCAAGUAAUUCCCCCCUCCAUCACCUUCCCAGCCCGGAUCAGUUUAAGAGCCCAGUCUUGAAUAGCUACAGUGCUCAACCGAAUUAUGGCGCACCCGCUUCCCCGGCAGGCACCAACCCGGCUCGUCCAGGAGGAUUCCCAGGGGCAAAUAGCCCAGGCCCAGUCGCUGACCUCUACGGAACUGCCAGCCAGGACUCCGGUGUGGGUAACUACAUUAGUGCAGCAAGUCCACAACCAGGCUCUGGCUUUAGCCACGGAAUUGCUGGCCCUUUGAUUGCAACGGCUUUUACAAAUGGAUACCAUUGAAACGUUUCAGAUGGUCGGUUGCCAUCUCACUUUGAGAAUUUGUCUGGAUGCCCAGGCAAGACCGGGAGAAGUUUUUGAAUGUUCCCUUGUUAGGAUAAUGUCAUCGGAUCUUAAAUGCAGUUUCAUCACAAGUACAAGACAUAUAUAUGCAGACAUAAUAUUGGAGGUGGCAUUCUGUGAACUACAGUAAAUUUCGUCAUCUCAUGAACCUGCUGCGUUAAAUAACCCACAGCUUUUUCUUUAUGAGAACAGCAAGUGCAAAAGUCAUUUUUUGUUUUCAUUGUUGCUUGUGUUUUAUUUUUAUCCUGUAUAUUCAGACGUUUGGGGUUAAGGAUCUACAGCUUGGUGUUUCCAUUUUAUUUGAUUUCAUAUGUCUGAAGUUAACCAUAGUAUCCAUCAUUAUUAAUGGCUAAGUUUUUUUUUUAAAACAUAGUUACUAAUGCUUGUUGCAAAUAGUUGAGAUUUUAUAGAUUUUAACCGAAUUUGCAAGCAUUGGUACUCAUUAUGUUACAAAAAAAAAUUAGAACUAGUGUCAUGUAGGGGUGUCUGGUACUAAAGUCAAGUUUUAAUUUCAAGAUGUAUAUAAUGUAAAAGAGCAGCUGACUAAAGUGAAUAGAAUUCUUUUUUUUUUCUGUUUUGUUUUUGUGAUGUCUCUCUAUUUUCGGCAAUAACUUAAGGACAAGAAUUUUUUUUGAGUCCUUGGUUUUCUAUAAGUGCUUUUUUCUUGUUGAAGGAGGUGAUAUUAUAAUGUUUUACGAAAGUAAUUCUUAAAACAAGAUGCUGUAAAUAUUCUUCCAUUAACAACAUGUACACUCUUAUGAAAGAGAUUUAAAAUACCUUUUUUAAGGGCAAAAACCUGCAGCAUCUCUGGACAGAACAGGGGAUGGAAAGUAGCAUUUUAAACCCUGACUGAGAUGCCAUGGUGUGCCCAGUUAGCUAGAUUAACACUGUUAAGCUUGUCGUGUAGAUGUUUUAGACCUGAUAACUGUACUAGCGUCAUACCAGCAUAUUACCUAUUUAAACUAUGUGCACAGCUUAAAAAGUUUAGUUUUUUCUUUUUGAGGAAAAGGAAAAACCUUUCACCCGGAUUCUAAAUGAAGCUACAUUUUUGAUAUUUAAAAUUGAAGCACACACAAUCGUGUUUCUUUCCUUGAUAUUUUGAAUUAGAAUACGUCACUGUCCGGUCAUUUCAGCUGCUCUAUAGAUCCUUAUUUCUCUUCUAGAGCUACAUUUAUAAAUGUCGUCAUCAGUAACUGAUCCACGCCAUGUAAGGAAGGCAUCGUUCAAUCUGUUUCACUUCAUGACCUCUGUUUUCUCUAUUGACAAAUUAGGAAUGCAAACCGUUUGUUUUGACACCUCAGUGCUCCAAGUAUCACAAUGGAGGAGAGGAAAGAUUAAUUUAUUGUAGAAAUAAUUACAAAGGUAUACAACAUCAUUGCACUGUGACUGGUAGGGAAAACUGACGACUUCCGAUUUGCACAAGUUUAUUUGGCUGUUUUAUAAUUCAUCCUCUUUUGGGAGGCAUAUGAAGGAUAUGUUAAUUUAAUGUUUCUCUUUAAUAUCAGUUAAUAGGCCUAUAACAGAGACAUAGAAGUACAACUUGGCAUGUUUGGCAUUAAAAACAUACUGUUGUGUUCAUAUUAUUUUUUAAUAUAUGCCAAGUUUUUUUUUUCUUUCUAACUGUUACAUGUAUAAAAUUGGUACUUUUUUGUACAGCAAGUACAAGACACUGAAUGCUACAUUUCUGAAACAAAAGCUGCUGCACUCCUAUUUUUAUAAAUGUUACUAACAGGUAGCGAUAACAUAGAAGUAAAUAGAAUCAAUAUUGCAAAUGAGCAACGGGUGGAGAAAAAAAAAAAUGCUCUCUUAAAAAGGAACUUUUUUUUAUCUUAUUAUUUUCCACGAUUGUAAAUGAAACUCGGGAAACCAAUUUCCACUUUGUUCCUCUAAAAACAAAAAGCAAAAUCCUAGUAUUUUUUUUUUUUAAUAUGGAAAUUUAAUCAUGUAUAAAUGUAAACCAAACUGUUCUAUUUAAAAAAAAAAAAACACAAAAAGGAAAAAAGGAAAAAAAAAAAAAAGAAACUGUUUUCCCUGUGGUUUAAUCUUUAAAGUCCGGGGAUUUUUUUAAGAAAAAAAGAUAAAUAUUUUGUCAUUGUUGAUGAUGUACUGUACUUCCAUAUAUAUACAUAUAUAUAUAUAUAUAUAUAUAUAUACCAUUUUCAUUCCCAAUCACCUCAUAGAAUAUUCUUUCUUCCUCCUCAAUAUAUCUUAGCAGUGUGUAUAGUGGCAAUUGUGUAAGCGUGCUGUCCUGAUGCUAACGUACUGAAUUCAUUUCCUUCUCUUAUAGUAAUUAUUGGUAGGUGUAUUGUAAUUAACAUUAAAGAAAAAAUAGAUGUAGUUCUUCAGAUUUAGGACCAGUAAGGAUAGAACUUUCUCUAAUUUAAGAAAUAAUUUUCAGAGCAGUUUUUUUUUUUUUUUUUUUUUUUAUAAUUUUGUUGAUCUGAUGUGGUUUCAACUAACCAAAGGUCUCAUAACGCUACAAUGCUGGCAAACUCUAAUAGGCAUUUUGUAGAUCUCCCUACCCUCCCUUGAUUUUGAAAGGGGAAUGCCAUACUACCUUAAAUGCUAAUGCUAUAUAUGCAAAACUGGAUUUUUUUUAUUUAUUUUUUAAAAAAGAGGGAGGCAUGGUAUAUAAAAUGAUUUUACUAAGAGAAAACAAAUAUUUUUUUAAGAAUGCUCAAAAUAAAUCAAUAAUCUGUGUGACUAUGUUUUAGAUGUUUAUAUAACUUUUAAAGAGUCCCAUUGGCCCAUAUGAAAUACUGUGGAACCGUUUAUGUUUUUAAAUGUGGCUACCUAGACCAAGGUCUGCUCUAGUCCCCAUUCAUGUAGUACAUCCAUGGUUUUGUAAAUGACCAUAACAAAGCUUUAGAGGGUCCUUUAUUUUAUUCAAGGUACCAUGGGUCGUGUCUCUAUUUUCCUGUAGCUAAAAUGAUACUAUUGAGAAAAUGCCAUUGCUUUAGUGGUAAUUGCUGAAUCAUUUAAAUACAUCCCAACAGAAGGCUACAUUCUAAUAUAUCAGAUAUUUUAGGUGAAAGCAAUUAGCAGGUUAUUUUCUGUUCUUAAUGCUUUUCAUGUUUAAGAUUUCCGCGUACUUCACCUUUACAAUAAUUACAGUAAUCCACGUCAUUGGUCAGCCUGUGACUGUAUACUGUAUAUAUACACACACACACACACACACACACACACACACACACACACACACACACACACACACACACACACACACACACACACACACACACACACACACACACACACACACAUAUAAAAUUAAUAUAUCUUCCUGUAUAAAACAUCCAAGUAUUCCCUGAAAUGCAUACAUCAUUGACCUACAGUUUUUAUAAUAUUUUACAGUCACCAGGAUUCUUCUAGAAAAGUUAGGGGCAGUUGAGAGAAUUAUGGAUGCUGUGAGUAGUAUUACACCAAAUAUGCUGCAAUGCUACAAGUAGGGUCAGUUUGCAAUUUUUUGUUGGCAAUAGAUCAUUGCUGAAGAUUGUACAAACUGAGCAGGCAGCCAUAGAUAGCACUUUAAUAGGCAGAAUAUUAUUUGCAGCUCACCCUCCAGCAUAGCCUCAGCACCCAAAUCAAUGCACCAAACUCCUAGUAUCUGGCUCCUCACUGGAUCAGGCAAAUCAGGUGGAGCUAAAUUUAUCACUUUACACAUCUACAUUAUGUUUUAUUAUUUUUAACCAUAUUUUGAAACUUGAAGUCCUCUGCAUAUCAAGUGGCAGCUGAGACAAUUAGCUGUCUGGCUAACCAGACUGGACCUUUGUCAAAACAGCAAUAAAACAGCCCAACAAGAUCAUGAAAAGAAACAACUGCCCUGAGACACCGAGUAGAUGCAACAUAUUCAUUCCAUAUGUAGCUGGAGUGUCAGAGAAACUCAGAAGGGUUUUCAACAAACACCAUGUCCCUGUGUUUUUCAAACCUAACAACACGCUGAGGCAGAUGGCUCAGCAUAGGAGGGCAAACUCUACAGGACAAGACUCAGCUCUCUUUCUACACCUAAAAGACAAGAGACACUCCUUUGUAGAUAGCAAUGUUCACAUUUUGGACAGAGAAGACCGCUAAUUUGAACGAGGUGUAAAAGUUAAGGUAGAGAAACCAUCCCUAAACAGAGGAGGGGACUACAUACAAUGCUGUUCUACCAUCUUUACCUCGGCGGUUUCACAAAACUUCACACCUCCAUUCAUGAAACAUUCUCAAGUAACACCUGUCUCUUUGAGUUGCAUGACACAUUGGCAAUUCUAUCACAGUAACUACACAGCAUUCACAACCUCUGUGAGUUGCAGUUGUCACUACUCUAAAUAAUUACACUACACCAUUGUGACUGGAAUAUUGAAAGAGGUUACACGCAGAGGAUUUCCCGUUCCAAUCAGUUGAAAUGAAGAAGCUGCUCAGAUGAGUAGUCAAAUUGUCCUCAGUGAUUACUCAGCACGCCCAGUUGCUCUAGAUUUACUUCUAAUAGUUAAAUUCAGUAGUUACAAUUACCGGUACAACCUAACCAUCCUUCUGCAAUGAAUAGCUAAGCAAAGAUCAAUUUUAGCAGUCUUAGAUAUCUCUUCUUAUUAUUGUUUUUAUUUUGUAUAAUGCCUUUUAAAAAGUGAUGUAAUAAAUC